This is a messenger RNA of Myotis daubentonii (Daubenton's bat), 1400 nucleotides long. RefSeq names its product ARF like GTPase 16 (gene ARL16). Lineage: Eukaryota; Metazoa; Chordata; Mammalia; Chiroptera; Vespertilionidae. The record is from RefSeq and is a predicted model, not a curated record. Gene Ontology annotation, molecular function: GTP binding; GTPase activity.
UACGGGGGCCGAGCGGCGAAGCGGUGGGGAUGUGUCUCCUGUUGGGGGCCGCGGGCGCGGGCAAGUCGCUGUUGGUGAAACGACUGCAGAAGCUGAGCUCUCAGGAUGGGAAGGGCGACCUGGGCGAUCCUCCGUCGACGCGGCCCACGGUGGGCACCAACCUGACCGACAUCGUGGCCCCCAGAAGGAUCACCAUCCGGGAGCUGGGCGGGUGCAUGGGACCCAUCUGGCCCAGUUACUAUGGAAACUGCCGCUCCCUCCUGUUCAUGAUCGAUGCCUCCAACCCCACCCAGCUCUCCGCAGCCUGCGCGCAGCUCCUGGGCCUGCUCUCUGCAGAACCGCUGGCAGAAGCACAGGUCCUGAUCCUCUUCAAUAAAACUGACCUGUCCUGUUAUAUGACCGUAGAGGAGAUGAAAUCGUUAAUCAGGCUCCCGGACAUCAUUGCUUGUGCCAAGCAGAACAUCACCGUGGCAGACAUCAGUGCCCGCACAGGCACAGGCUUGACCGAGGUGCUGCGCUGGCUCCAGGACACCCACGGAGCCGGCUGACUACUAUUGGGAGGGGGCGUGGCUGGACCGCUCUGUGGGGAGGAGGCGAGGGCAACCCUGCUUGGCCUCCGGAGGCAGAUAAGGACCCAGCGUAGGAGGCAGAUAAGGACCCAGCGUAAACGUAGAAGGCGGGCUUCAGUGCCGAGCUGCAGUGAUGGGUAAACUGAGGCACCCAGGCUGGAAGUCCUGACAGCCGACGUUGGAAUGAAAACUGUCCAGGGCUAGGAGAGCAGCACCGGCCUGCAGACCUCAGCACCCGGAGCGGCAUGCAGGCAGGGAGGGCGGCAGGGACAGGUCUGGUGGCGCGCGGGUGCCGCUGAGCUCAUGGUUACAUCUGCGAAGACCCUUUCUCCAAGUAAGCUCAGGUUGGCACGUCCUGGGGGCCAUGCUUGAACGUACCUUUUUGGGCCACUGUUCAGCCUCCUGUGAUUGGUAAGGAGCUGUCUGCCUGAGUGUGGUGACACCUUAGGCCUUGCAGGUGUGCACGGCCCGUGCCACUGCUGGGCGCCACCUCCCCAGACGCCACCGAGCAGCCUGGACGCGGGCCAUCUCCACUCCCCAUUGGGGUCCUCGUAGAUUUCACAGGCAACUUGAGACCCAAAGGGCUUUCAGACACCCCCCAGUUUCAGAGGACUUCAGCAGAGCCCAGUGAAAAGCGUGAAGUGUUAGAAGACUCUGGGCUGUAAGUCAGUUCUUCAGCUAAGAGUGUGCGACUCUCGGGGCAGCACCAGGUGAGCUCUAGGGCCUGCCUGCAGGGCAGGAGGCUCCCCCUUUCACUGUAAAAUCGGAAUUAUGUAAACCGCGUUCUCUGUACUCAAAAAAUGAAUUAAAACAGCAAAGCAAAAAUGACAA